AAUCAGUUGCUUUAUGAAGCCGUUGAGGGCAGAAUGUUAAUGCUAGUAUCUGAGAUGCAAUUACUAUAAACAUAAAACACGUGUUAGACGGUAGGAAGAGUGUUGAAGGAAGAGAAACAGACGUAAAAAUAAAAGUAAAGUAAAUUGCACCAAUUUCUGUUGAUUUCACCGGCUUUCUGUUAAUAUACUAGUAGUGUAUGGAUGCUAUCCGACAAGACUUGAGUGCUAAAGAACGUGAGAAAUAAUUUAUAUUUUCAGAUUUACAGGAGAAGAUAACAUUGAUAGAAAAUUGAACUAAAAUGAUCGUGACUGUUAUACUUGUGUGUUUCGUUCUGGUUGCCGUCGUACUUUGGACACUUGUUGGAAGAUCAAAAGAAAAAGAACGAAGACCCCCACCCGGACCAAGGGGACUUCCAUUUGUAGGUCAGGGAUUUCAUCUGUCGAUAAAUUCUGCUCAUUUGCAAUUUUCAAAAUGGAGUAAAGAAUAUGGAGAUGUAUUUAUGUUCAGUGUUUUUGGGAAAAAUGUUUGUGUUUUGAACUCUCCCGAUACAAUUUGGAGUGCAUUUUAUGAAAAACAGUUGUCAGAUUACACGAGCGACAGGCCUGGUUCUUUUAUCGGGCAGUAUAUUGCAGAUUCUUAUAAAGACAUUUUAUUUAGACGUUAUGACGAUUUAUGUAAAAAGCUAAAAGGGGCAACAAUAAAAGCCAUGUAUUCAUCUGGAAGCGGAAAUGACAUUUAUAUAACACAGCAACAGACGGAAAUUAACGAAUUUAUACGGAAAAUAACGAGAGACAAGGGCAAUGACGUCAACAUCAUCGAACCCCUAGAAACAACACUGUGUAAACUAAUAGGAAUAAUGUUUACAGGAGAAAUUAUGGAGGACUCUGAUCCUGCCUUCAAAGCGUUGCUCGACUUCGACCACGAUGGUAAUGAGAUGAUUACACCAUCUGUACACUUUGUUCUCAAAAUACUUCCGGUUUUGCGAUAUUUUCCGGGUUACUAUGGUGAUUUGUACAGAAGAACCGUAAGGAGUAGAAAUAAUCUAAGAGCUGCGUUGCUGAAUAAACUAAAGGACGAAUUUAAAACAAAGAGACGCGAAUGCUUGUUGCACUCAAUGUUUAGUUUUCAAGAAGAAGAACAUUGGUUAACUGAUGAUUUGAUACUUGGUGUGGUGAUGGAUCUGAUCAAUACAUCUACCUUGACUUCACGCGGGGUUCUGUCCGGAAUAUACUUUUUACUUGUACAUUUUCAAAAUGUCCAGGAGAAAAUCUGCCAAGAAAUUGAUGCUGUCAUUGGUCAAGAUCGACAACCCGUACCAUCCGACUUGCAAAAUAUGCCGUAUACACAUGCGUGUAUUCUCGAGACAUUGCGUUACCAGUCACAUCUUGGCCUUUCAGCCACGCAUACAAACACCUCUUCAGAUAUAACUAUAGACGAUUAUGUUAUUCCAAAAGGAACGUCGCUCUAUGGUAACCAAUUUCAUGUUCAUCAUGAUGAUAUGUUAUGGGUAGACCCCUGGGUCUUCAAACCAGAGAGAUUUCUUCAAGAAAAUGGAAAUGUGAUCCCAAGAGAACAUGAGCUUAGAAACAGAUAUUUAAUGCCGUUCGGAGUUGGUAAUAGAUCGUGUAUGGGCGUGACCAAAACCUUUCACCGGAUGUUUCUGUUUGUUACUAUACUUCUGCAAAAGCAUAAACUUCUCGCGCCAUCUGCCGGUAAAUUACCAUCAAAUGAUCCAAGGGAACUUAAGCCAGGAACAGUAUUACAAGCUCCAGAAUUCAAGUGCAGAGUUGUGGACCGCUUUUCUUUGUAAAACAGAUGUUCCAAACAUUUUUCAGUGCAAUUUUAGUUAGAAUUUACUGUUUUACAUUAUUUAUGUUUUAACUUCUCUGUUAAUAAAGUAUUGCGUUUGA
Molecule: messenger RNA, 1911 nt
Organism: Mercenaria mercenaria
Lineage: Eukaryota; Metazoa; Mollusca; Bivalvia; Venerida; Veneridae
Product: cytochrome P450 2D20-like
Exons: 6
Coding region: 300-1811 (503 amino acids)
Molecular function (GO): iron ion binding; monooxygenase activity; heme binding
Source: RefSeq, a predicted model, not a curated record